AUGGCCGCCCCCGCCCCCUCAGCCGACUCCAAAAUCCAGGAACUCCUCGCCAAGCCCCGCGCAGAACUCACAGAGUACGAAAUCAACCUCCUCGAACAACACGAAUUCACCUCCGGCCCACUCUCUUUACUCCAAACCGCCGUGCGCCAACACACCCAAGUCCUAAUCUCCUGCCGUAACAACCGCAAACUGCUCGCGCGCGUCAAAGCCUUCGACCGACACUGCAACAUGGUGCUCGAGAACGUCAAGGAAAUGUGGACAGAGAUUCCACGCCUGGCAGAUGGAAAGAAGGGACGGGCGGUGAAUAAGGAUAGGUUUAUCUCUAAGAUGUUUCUGAGGGGCGAUUCGGUGAUUUUGGUGUUGUUGAGUUGA
Molecule: messenger RNA, 372 nt
Organism: Fulvia fulva
Lineage: Eukaryota; Fungi; Ascomycota; Dothideomycetes; Mycosphaerellales; Mycosphaerellaceae
Product: Small nuclear ribonucleoprotein Sm D2
Exons: 2
Coding region: 1-372 (123 amino acids)
Biological process (GO): RNA splicing; spliceosomal snRNP assembly
Cellular component (GO): catalytic step 2 spliceosome; U2 snRNP; U5 snRNP
Molecular function (GO): RNA binding
Source: RefSeq, a predicted model, not a curated record